This is a messenger RNA of Pundamilia nyererei, 4198 nucleotides long. It is a transcript of the gene clockb, whose product is annotated as clock circadian regulator b. NCBI's taxonomy places the organism in Eukaryota, Metazoa, Chordata, Actinopteri, Cichliformes, Cichlidae. The record is from RefSeq and is a predicted model, not a curated record. Gene Ontology annotation, cellular component: cytoplasm; nucleus; CLOCK-BMAL transcription complex. The transcript is spliced from 24 exons. The coding region runs from base 485 to 3151 and encodes 888 amino acids. Gene Ontology annotation, biological process: regulation of transcription by RNA polymerase II; circadian regulation of gene expression. Gene Ontology annotation, molecular function: protein dimerization activity; DNA-binding transcription factor activity, RNA polymerase II-specific; E-box binding.
GCGUGCUCGGGCACAGUGUAUGUAUGUAUGUGUGUAUGUACAUCUGCCGCGAAAAUGUUUCCACCGUCGUUGGUUUUAUAGAUGUGUCUCCGCGGUGGAUAGGCAUGUUUUUGUCGGCUUACGCGAGGACCUUGCCCCGCGCGGAUGUUCAUGCGCGGCGUUUGUGGACCCGACGGUGAGGUGUGGUUUGCACACACAAGAUUUGUCAGCAACUCAAAGGCUACGAUCUCAAAUAGCUAAUUAUACCAACAAGUGACAUUCCAGAAGCAGGUUUGCUUGACCACCAUGUCCUUCCUGUGGCCUGGUGCCCUCUCAUGACCCCAAUGACAUCAGCUCCACUUUUGACCCCAAACCCCUUCUACAACCCCCUGAGAAAAUACGUUAACUGAGCACGUGCAUAGGCUGCAGUGAGGUGGUCUUCCAAAUGCCUACCUCACGCCUAAAGAACAAAUCACUGCAGCCACAGCCCUGAUUAGCAGCCACCAUGACAUCAAGCAUGGGGGAUGAUUGUAGCAUCUUUGAUGGGUUGAUGGAAGAAGAUGAAAAGGACAAAGCAAAACGCGUGUCCCGUAACAAGUCUGAGAAGAGACGGCGAGACCAGUUCAAUGUCCUCAUCAAGGAACUCGGCACAAUGUUGCCUGGCAACACUAGAAAGAUGGACAAGUCCACCAUCCUGCAGAAAAGCAUCGACUUCCUGUGUAAACACAAAGAGAUUGCAGCUCAGUCUGAGUCAAGUGAGAUCAGGCAAGACUGGAAGCCUCCAUUUCUUAGCAAUGAGGAAUUCACCCAGCUCAUGCUGGAGGCUCUUGAUGGGUUCUUUAUAGCAAUAAUGACUGAUGGCAACAUCCUCUACGUGUCUGAGAGUGUCACUUCACUACUAGAACACCUCCCGGCGGAUUUGGUGGACCAGAACCUGUUAAACUUCCUGCCGGUUGGGGAACACUCCGAAGUGUACAAGGCUCUGUCCACACACCCCUCUGAGCUAGAGAACCUUAGCACUGAUUACCUAAAGUCUAAGAAUCACAUGGAGUUCUGCUGUCAUAUGCUGCGAGGGGCCAUUGACCCCAAAGAAUCCCCUGUUUAUGAAUAUGUUAAGUUCAUCGGCAACUUCAAGUCUCUCAAUAACGUUCCCAAUGUGACUAGGAACGGUCUGGCAGGGGUGUUACAGCGGUCGCUACAACCUGCCUUUGAUGACCAGGUGUGCUUUGUAGCCACGGUCCGGCUAGCUAAGCCUCAGUUUAUCAAGGAAAUGUGUACGGUGGAGGAGCCCAAUGAAGAGUUCACAUCGAGACACAGUCUAGAAUGGAAAUUCCUCUUUUUAGACCAUCGAGCGCCACCGAUUAUAGGCUACCUGCCUUUUGAGGUUUUGGGGACAUCAGGGUACGACUAUUACCAUGUGGACGACCUGGAGACGCUAGCGAAAUGUCACGAACACUUAAUGCAAUAUGGUAAAGGGAAGUCAUGCUACUACCGUUUCCUGACGAAAGGUCAACAGUGGAUCUGGCUGCAGACACACUACUACAUCACCUACCAUCAAUGGAACUCUCGACCUGAGUUUAUUGUCUGCACGCACACAGUAGUCAGCUAUGCAGAGGUGAGGGCAGAACAGCGCAGAGAGCUCGGCAUCGAGGAGGCAAAUCCAGAAGUCACUGCAGAUAAGAGUCAAGACUCUGGCUCAGAGUCACAGCUCAAUACGUCCAGCCUGAAGGAGGCACUGGAGCGAUUUGACCACAGUAGAACACCUUCGACUUCCUCGCGGAGUUCCCGCAAGUCCUCAUCGCAUGUGUCUGACAACACCUGCACUUCGACAGCUCCCAAGUUACACAUGGACACGGCCACGCCCCCUCGGCAAUCAUUAGCAUCCACCAUGGAGAUGACAUCACAGCGCCGGUCAUCUAUCAGCAGCCAGUCUAUGAGCUCUCAGACUACAGGGCAGAGUGUAGCUCCUGGUAUGAUCAAUCAGCAGCAGCAGCAACAACAGCAGCAGCAACAACAACAACAACAACAGCAACAGCAACAGCAACAACAGCAACAACAACAACAGCAGCAGCUCCAGACAAAUGUGCAGCCAGUGAUGGAGUUCUCAGCGCAGGUGAAUGCCAUGCAGCACUUAAAGGAGCAGCUGGAGCAGAGGACCAGAAUGAUCCAGGCUAACAUUCAGCGGCAGCAGGAGGAGCUCAGACACAUCCAGGAGCAGCUGCAGAGAGUCCAGGGGCAGGGUAUACAGAUGUUGCUGCAGCAGCAGGGUGGACCCAUGAAUGUACAGCUUCCUCAAGUAGGAUCAGUCCAGCAGACAACUACGUUGACCAAUCAGGUCCAGCAAACAAUCCAUUCGGGAACUCAGCAGCUCACCAUCCAGCAGCAGGCUCCUCCCACUCAACAGAGCUUACAACAGCAGACCAACACCCUUACGCAGCCCCAGCGUCAGACUCAGCAAGCUUCUCAGCCUCAGCCCCAACCUCAACCCCAGACCCAGGGCUCUGUAUCUGCUCCUUUAUACAACACAAUGAUGAUUUCCCAGCCAGGACAGCCAAAUGUGCUGCAGAUCAGCACCAGCCUGCCGCAGAAUAACACCCAGCAAGGCACAGCUGUGGCCACUUUCACCCAGGACCGACAGAUCCGCUUCCCAGCAGGGCAGCAGCUUGUGACCAAGCUUGUGACAGCUCCAAUGCAUGCAUGUGGUGCAGUCAUGGUUCCCACUUCUAUGUUUAUGGGGCAGGUGGUUACCGCAUACAACCCAUUUGGGAGCCAGCAGCAAGGGGGGCAGACCCAAACGCUGACUCUGCAGCCGGCCCAAGCACCUCAAGGACAACCAGACGGCCAAAACCAGACAGCUGUAGUGGCACAAAGCAACCAGCAGGGGCAGCAGCAACAACAGCAAUUCCUACAGGGCCCUCGUCUUCUCCACAACAACCAGUCUACGCAGCUGAUCCUGCAGGCAGCUUUCCCACUCCAACAGCAGGGAACCUUCACCCAGGCAACACAUCCACAGCAGCAACAGCAACUGCAGCAGCAACAACAACCGCAGCAACAGCAGCAACAACAAUCUCACCACCAGAGGCACCAGCAGCAGCUUAAACCACAGCCCCAGAAACAGCAGAAAGCCCCGUCAUCGCACAGGACUGACGCUGUCAGCAGCCAACAGCAGUGAAGCGAGGAGGGGAGUGUGUACAGCGAGAACAUGUGGGGAAUUGGAACUCUUAAGGGAUUGUUGCAUACGUUUGUUUUUUUUGUUUGUUUGUUUUUCCCCCCCCGAAAUCGUUCCUUCAUCUGAAAGAAACAAAUCAUAGGAAAGAGGAAAAUGAGUCCACAAGGAACUCACCAAAAGACUGUCACCAUGGCAACAGGAUGGAUUCAAAUCCCCAUUUCCUCUCAUGAGAAGCAGUGUUGUGAGGGAAGCUUCAGUUUCCGUGAAAACCUGAAUUAAUUACUUUAUGGUCACUUUUUUUGUUUUUUGUUUUUUUUCUGAGAAGCGUGUCAAAGCGAACUGGCCUUGUACAGAUUUACUGUAUGAUACAAACAAAAACUUGUAAAUAUCCACCAUAGCCUAACAGAAAACAGAAAUGUAGUAUUUUAUAUGAUUGCAUGGAAAAAAUAACUGUGUAAGCUUUUAUUAGUUGCUUUAAAAACAAACAAAAAAAAAACCAACAUAACUUUUUACUUUGGUCAAGUGUGGUCAAAGAUGGAGCACUGACUCCUCUUAGACCUCCCCGCUCUACCACCACCACCACCACCCCUCCCAGGAAAAAAAAAUUAAGUCCAGAACAAGGUUUUAAAGUUCUGAGUGUUUUAAAAAAUGGUUGGGCUUGGGUGUUUUUUGUGGAAGUUGUUUUUUGAACACUGUGUCUCUGAGACAAAAAAAGGCUCUCUUUCUAAUUACAGAUCAUGUUUGGCAAGAAACUAGAUUACAGUUUAACUGUAUUAUUUACAGGAUAAUUACUGUACAUAUGACGGGUUUAGUGAUUCCAAGUGCCAAUAACAUAGUCAAAAUUUUUUUUACUUUAAAUUUCAAACAGACUAUUCAAAGGCCUAUAUUUUCCAACAAGAUAUUACCCCUAUUAAAAUUAAUGCGUGUGUAUAUAGUAGGGAUUAUUUUUUAAAAGUUAAAGAGCCCUAUAUGUAACAAAACAGUAUAUCCUCAAGCUCCUCAACUUUAGCACUUAACGUGGUUGUGUACGAUAAAUCACUGUCGACCCUG